GACAGGAGGAACAAAAUGGCUCAGAAAAGAAUCAUUGGAGGCAAACUCAUCACAGUGCUGUAUCUAGUAGUUAUGUGCAGAGCUGUUACAAUCAAUGACCUGCUGGACCGAGCCUCACAGCGCUCAGACAAAAUGCACUCACUGAGCACGCUGCUCACACAGGAGAUGGGUUCUCUCUUCCCUGCUGAUUGCCACACAUCUGCACUACAAACCCCCAAUGACAAAGUGCAAACUUUGCAAGCAUCACAAUCAGCUCUAAUGUCUCUGGCCCGCUCCCUGCUCCAUGCCUGGGCUGAUCCACUGGUGAUCCUUUCUAACAAUGCCGUCACUCUGCCUCACCCAGCAAAAAGCAGCAUAUCGAGUAAAAUCAACGAGCUGAUGGAGCACUCAAGGACCUUGGCGGAUGGCUUGGAUAUACUGUCAGGCAAGAUGGGUUCCGAUGCUCAGGCCAUCUCUCCUCUGCCUUACACCGGAGGGACUGACCUAGGUCAGGACCGGGUGACCAUACUAAACAAGUUCAAUUUCCUCUUGUCCUGCCUUCGACGCGACUCACACAAGAUCGACAGCUUCUUGAAGGUUCUUCGCUGUCGCGCAGUGAAGUCGCAGCCUGAGUUGUGCUAAAGCCAGCAUGACUCU
Messenger RNA from Cyprinodon variegatus (sheepshead minnow), 636 nucleotides. Its product is annotated as prolactin-1-like. Gene Ontology annotation, biological process: response to nutrient levels; positive regulation of receptor signaling pathway via JAK-STAT; positive regulation of cell population proliferation. The transcript is spliced from 5 exons. The record is from RefSeq and is a predicted model, not a curated record. Bases 16 to 621 code for a protein of 201 amino acids. Lineage: Eukaryota; Metazoa; Chordata; Actinopteri; Cyprinodontiformes; Cyprinodontidae. Gene Ontology annotation, molecular function: hormone activity. Gene Ontology annotation, cellular component: extracellular region.